This is a messenger RNA of Plasmodium coatneyi, 810 nucleotides long. Its product is annotated as Cell cycle control protein cwf15. Gene Ontology annotation, molecular function: RNA binding. Lineage: Eukaryota; Apicomplexa; Aconoidasida; Haemosporida; Plasmodiidae. The record is from RefSeq and is a predicted model, not a curated record. The transcript has 2 exons. Gene Ontology annotation, cellular component: catalytic step 2 spliceosome. The coding region runs from base 1 to 810 and encodes 269 amino acids. Gene Ontology annotation, biological process: mRNA cis splicing, via spliceosome.
AUGACGACCGCACACAGACCCACAUGGUACAACGCCAUCGGGGGGGAAAACCAAGGUGGCAACCGCAAGGUGAGCCAAACCGCCAAGGUCUGCAGCAGGGACCUGCCAGGGCACACCAAAAUGAAGACCAGGGACCUCAGUGACUACGUGGAGGACAAGGAAGUGAUCAGGAACAACCUCCUUCAGCUCGAAGGUGGAGCUACCGACAACGACAACAGCCACAGGCUCCUAGCCAUCGAGAAUAUAAAAAAACUCACCAACCAUGAUUACACCAACCCGUUUCCCGAAGACGAGGAUGAUGAAGUGGAGGAGGAGUGGAAGUCACGCAGGCGUAAAAAGGGCCAAAAGGCCAAACGGAAGGACAUAGCGCCGCGUGGCGCGAAGGCAGACUCACAGGAAGGCAGUCAAGAGGGUGAUCAGUCAAGUGACAUUUCAGAAGACCACUCAGGUUCAUCGGAUGACCCUUCGGAUGAUUCCUCUGAAGACGAAUCGGAGGACGAGGAGGAGAAGGAACUGCUCAGGGAGCUCGAAAACCUGAAACGAGAGAAAAUGGAGAAGGAGCGACAGGAGAAGCUGGAGCAGGAACGUCUGCAAAGCAGAAAAAACAAUGUGCUCACCAACAACCCACUCAUAAACCUGGAGGACAAUAGUGACAAUGAGGAGGGCGAAGGUCUGAGCAGGAAGCGAAAGUGGACCGAGGAGGCCAUCUUCCGAAACACCUGUGAGAAGAAGGAGAAAAAAAUCACCUUCAUUAAUGACACCGUACGCACAGCCUUCCAUAAGAAGUUUCUCUUUAAGUAUAUUCACUGA